AUGGCCUGUUGGUCCUAUGGACCGGUUGGACCAACUGGCCUGUUGGUCCUAUGGACCGGUUGGACCAACUGGCCUGUUGGUCCCUAUGGACCGUUUGGACCACUGGCCUGUUGGUCCUAUGGACCGGUUGGACCAACUGGCCUGUUUGGUCCAUGGACCGGUUGGACCAACUGGCCUGUUGGUCCUAUGGACCGGUUGGCCAACUGGCCUGUUGGUCCUAUGGACCGGUUGGACCAACUGGCCUGUUGGUCCUAUGGACCGGUUGGACCAACUGGCCUGUUGGUCCUAUGGACCGGUUGGACCAACUGGCCUGUUGGUGCUAUGGACCGGUUGGACCAACUGGCCUGUUGGUCCUAUGGAACCGGACCGGUUGGACCAACUGGAGGUGGUGACUAUAGGACCAGGGACAAACUGGCCUGUUGUUCCUAUGGACCGGUUGGACCAACUGGCAUGUUGGUGCCGAUGGGACCGGUUUGGACCAACUUGGCCUGUUGGGUCCUAUGGCCCGGUUGGACCAACUGGCCUGUUGGUCCUAUGGACCGGUUUGGACCGAACUCGGCCUGUUGGUCCUAUGGACCGGUUGGGCACAACUGGCCUGUUGGUUCCUAUAGGACCACGGAUUGGACCAACUCGGCCUGUUGGUCCUAUGGACCGGUUGAGACCAACUGGCCUGUUGGUCCUAUGGAUCCCGAUUGGACCAUGACUGGGCCUGUUGGUCCUAAUGGACCGGUUGGACCAACUGGCCCUGCUGGUCCUAUGGACGGUUGGACCAACUGGCCUGUUUGGUUCCUAUGGGACCGGUUGGACCCAACUUGGCACUGUUUGUCCUAUGGACCCGGUCCUGGACCAACUGGCCUGUUGGUCCUAUGUGGACCGGUUGGAAACCAACUGGGCCUGUUGCGUGCCUAUGGACCGGUUUGGACCAACUGGCCUGUUGGUCCUAUGGACCGGUUGGACCAACUGGCAUGUUGGUGCUAUGGACCGGUUGGACCAACUGGCCUGCUGGUCCUAUGGACCGGUUGGACCAACUGGCCUGCUGGUCCUAUGGACCGGUUGGACCAACUGGCCUGUUGGUCCUAUGGACCGGUUGGACCAACUGGCCUGUUGGUCCUAUGGACCGGUUGGACCAACUGGCCUGUUGGUCCUAUGGACCGGUUGGACCAACUCGCCUGUUGGUCCUAUGGACCGGUUGGACCAACUGGCCUGUUGGUUCUAUGGACCGGUUGGACCAACUGGCCAUGUUGGUCCUAUGGACCGGUUGGACCAACUGGCCUGUUGGUCCUAUGGACCGGUUGGACCAACUGGCCUGUUGGUCCUAUGGACCGGCUGGACCAACUGGCCUGUUGGUCCUAUGGACCGGUUGGACCAACUGGCCUGUUGGUCCAAUGGACCGGUUGGACCAACUGGCCUGUUGGUGCUAUGGACCGGUUGGACCAACUGGCCUGUUGGUCCUAUGGACCGGUUGGACCAACUGGCCUGUUGGUCCUAUGGACCGGUUGGACCAACUGGCCUGCUGGUCCUAUGGACCGAUUGGACCAACUGGCCUGUUGGUGCUAUGGACCGGUUGGACCGAUUGGCAUGUUGGUCCUAUGGACCGGCUGGACCAACUGGCCUGUUGGUCCUAUGGACCGGUUGGACCAACUGGCCUGUUGGUCCAAUGGACCGGUUGGACCAACUGGCCUGUUGGUGCUAUGGACCGGUUGGACCAACUGGCCUGUUGGUCCUAUGGACCGGUUGGACCAACUGGCAUGUUGGUGCUAUGGACCGGUUGGACCAACUGGCCUGCUGGUCCUAUGGACCGGUUGGACCAACUGGCCUGUUGGUCCUAUGGACCGGUUGGACCAACUAGCAUGUUGGUCCUAUGGACCGGUUGGACCAACUGGCCUGCUGGUCCUAUGGACCGAUUGGACCAACUGGCAUGUUGGUCCUAUGGACCGGUUGGACCAACUGGCCUGUUGGUCCUAUGGACCGGUUGGACCAACUGGCCUGUUGGUCCUAUGGACCGGUUGGACCAAUUGGCAUGUUGGUCCUAUGGACCGGUUGGACCAACUGGCCUGUUGGUCCUAUGGACCGGUUGGACCAACUGGCCUGUUGGUCCAAUGGACCGGUUGGACCAACUGGCCUGUUGGUGCUAUGGACCGGUUGGACCAACUGGCCUGUUGGUCCUAUGGACCGGUUGGACCAACUGGCAUGUUGGUGCUAUGGACCGGUUGGACCAACUGGCCUGUUGGUCCUAGACCGUUUGACCAACUGGCCUGCUGGUCCUAUGGACCGGUUGGACCAACUGGCCUGUUGGUCCUAUGGACCGGUUGGACCACUGGCCUGUUGGUCCUAUGGACCGGUUGGACCAACUGGCCUGUUUGGUCCUAUGGACCGGUUGGACCAACUGGCCUGUUGGUCCUAUGGACCGGUUGGACCAACUGGCCUGUUGGUCCUAUGGACCGGUUGGACCAACUGGCCUGUUGUCCUAUGGACCGGUUGGACCAACUGGCCUGUUGGUCCUAUGGACCGGUUGGACCAACUGGCCUGUUGGUCCUAUGGACCGGUUGGACCAACUGGCCUGUUGGUCCUAUGGACCGGUUGGACCAACUGGCCUGUUGGUCCUAUGGACCGGUUGGACCAACUGGCCUGUUGGUCCUAUGGACCGGUUGGACCAACUGGCAUGUUGGUGCUAUGGACCGGUUGGACCAACUGGCCUGCUGGUCCUAUGGACCGGUUGGACCAACUGGCCUGUUGGUGCUAUGGACCGGUUGGACCAACUGGCCUGCUGGUCCUAUGGACCGAUUGGACCAACUGGCAUGUUGGUCCUAUGGACCGGUUGGACCAACUGGCCUGUUGGUCCUAUGGACCGAUUGGACCAACUGGCAUGUUGGUCCUAUGGACCGGUUGGACCAACUGGCCUGUUGGUCCUAUGGACCGGUUGGACCAACUGGCCUGUUGGUCCUAUGGACCGGUUGGACCAACUCGCCUGUUGGUCCUAUGGACCGGUUGGACCAACUGGCCUGUUGGUCCUAUGGACCGGUUGGACCAAAUGGCCUGUUGGUCCUAUGGACCGGUUGGACCAACUGGCCUGCUGGUCCUAUGGACCGAUUGGACCAACUGGCAUGUUGGUCCUAUGGACCGGCUGGACCAACUGGCCUGUUGGUCCUAUGGACCGGUUGGACCAACUGGCCUGUUGGUCCUAUGGACCGGUUGGACCAACGGGCCCGUUGGCCGAAUGGACCGGUUGGACCAACUGGCCUGUUGGUCCUAUGGACCAGUUGGACCAACUGGCAUGUUGGUCCUAUGGACCGGUUGGACCAACUGGCCUGUUGGUCCUAUGGAUCGGUUGGACCAACUGGCCUGUUGGUCCUAUGGACCGGUUGGACCAACUGGCCUGUUGGUCCUAUGGACCGGUUGGACCAACUAGCAUGUUGGUCCUAUGGACCGGUUGGACCAACUGGCCUGCUGGUCCUAUGGACCGAUUGGACCAACUGGCCUGUUGGUCCUAUGGACCGGUUGGACCAACUCGCCUGUUGGUCCUAUGGACCGGUUGGACCAACUGGCCAGUCGGUCCUAUGGACCGGUUGGACCAACUGGCCUGUUGGUCCUGUGGACCGGUUGGACCAACUGGCCUGUUGGUCCUGUGGACCGGUUGGACCAACUGGCCUGUUGGUACUAUGGACCGGUUGGACCAACUGGCAUGUUGGUCCUAUGGACCGGUUGGACCAACUGUCCUGUUGGUCCUAUGGACCGGUUGGACCAACUGGCCUGUUGGUCCUAUGGACCGGUUGGACCAACUGGCCUGUUGGUCCAAUGGACCGGUUGGACCAACUGGCCUGUUGGUGCUAUGGACCGGUUGGACCAACUGGCCUGCUGGUCCUAUGGACCGAUUGGACCAACUGGCAUGUUGGUCCUAUGGACCGGUUGGACCAACUGGCCUGUUGGUCCUAUGGACCGGUUGGACCAACUGGCCUGUUGGUCCUAUGGACCGGUUGGACCAACUCGCCUGUUGGUCCUAUGGACCGGUUGGACCAACUGGCCAGUCGGUCCUAUGGACCGGUUGGACCAACUGGCCUGUUGGUCCUGUGGACCGGUUGGACCAACUGGCCUGUUGGUCCUGUGGACCGGUUGGACCAACUGGCCUGUUGGUACUAUGGACCGGUUGGACCAACUGGCAUGUUGGUCCUAUGGACCGGUUGGACCAACUGUCACUGUUGGUCCUAUGGACCGGUUGGACCAACUGGCCUGUUGGUCCUAUGGACCGGUUGGACCAACUGGCCUGUUGGUACUAUGGACCGGUUGGACCAACUGGCCUGUUGGUCCUAUGGACCGGUUGGACCAACUGGCAUGUUGGUCCUAUGGACCGAUUGGACCAACUGGCCUGUUGGUCCUAUGGACCGGUUGGACCAACUGGCCUGUUGGUCCUAUGGACCGGUUGGACCAACUAGCAUGUUGGUCCUAUGGACCGGUUGGACCAACUGGCCAGCUGGUCCUAUGGACCGUUGGGACCAACUGGCCUGUUGGUCCUAUGGACCGGUUGGACCAACUGGCCUGUUGGUCCUAUGGACCGGUUGGACCAACUGGCCUGUUGGUCCUAUGGACCGGUUGGACCAACUGGCCUGUUGGUCCUAUGGACCGGUUGGACCAACUGGCAUGUUGGUCCUAUGGGACCGGUUGGACCAACUGGCCUGUUGGUCCUAUGGACCGGUUGGACCAACUGGCCUGUUGGUCCUAUGGACCGGUUGGACCAACUGGCAUGUUGGUCCUAUGGACCGGUUUGGACCAACUGGCCUGUUGGUCCUAUGGACCGGUUGGACCAACUGGCCUGUUGGUCCUAUGGACCGGUUGGACCAACUGGCCUGUUGGUCCUAUGGACCGGUUGGACCAACUGGCCUGCUGGUCCUAUGGACCGGUUGGACCAACUGGCCUGUUGGUCCUAUGGACCGGUUGGACCAACUGGCAUGUUGGUCCUAUGGACCGGUUGGACCAACUGGCCUGUUGGUCCUAUGGACCGGUUGGACCAACUGGCCUGUUGGUCCUAUGGACCGGUUGGACCAACUGGCCUGUUGGUCCUAUGGACCGGUUGGACCAACUGGCCUGUUGGUCCUAUGGACCGGUUGGACCAACUGGCCUGUUGGUCCUAUGGACCGGUUGGACCAACUGGCCUGCUGGUCCUAUGGACCGAUUGGACCAACUGGCAUGUUGGUCCUAUGGACCGGCUGGACCAACUGGCCUGUUGGUCCUAUGGACCGGUUGGACCAACUGGCCUGUUGGUCCUAUGGACCGGUUGGACCAACGGGCCCGUUGGCCGAAUGGACCGGUUGGACCAACUGGCCUGUUGGUCCUAUGGACCAGUUGGACCAACUGGCAUGUUGGUCCUAUGGACCGGUUGGACCAACUGGCCUGUUGGUCCUAUGGACCGGUUGGACCAACUGGCCUGUUGGUCCUAUGGACCAGUUGGACCAACUGGCCUGUUGGUCCUAUGGACCAGUUGGACCAACUGGCAUGUUGGUCCUAUGGACCGGUUGGACCAACUGGCCUGUUGGUCCUAUGGACCGGUUGGACCAACUGGCCUGUUGGUCUAUGGACCGGUUGGACCAACUGGCCUGUUGGUCCUAUGGACCGGUUGGACCAACUGGCCUGUUGGUACUAUGGACCGGUUGGACCAACUGGCCCGUUGGUCCUAUGGACCGGUUGGACCAACUAACCUGUUGGUCCUAUGGACCGGUUGGACCAACUGGCUUGUUGGUCCUAUGGACCGGUUGGACCAACUGUCCUGUUGGUCCUAUGGACCGGUUGGACCAACUGGCCUGUUGGUCCUAUGGACCGGUUGGACCAACUGGCCUGUUGGUCCUAUGGACCGAUUGGACCAACUGGCCUGUUGGUCCUAUGGACCGGUUGGACCAACUGGCCUGUUGGUCCUAUGGACCGGUUGGACCAACUGGCAUGUUGGUCCUAUGGACCGGUUGGACCAACUGGCCUGUUGGUCCUAUGGACCGGUUGGACCAACUGGCAUGUUGGUCCUAUGGACCGGUUGGACCAACUUGCCUGUUGGUCCUAUGGACCGGUUGGACCAACUGGCCUGUUGGUCCUAUGGACCGUUUGGACCAACUUGCCUGUUGGUCCUAUGGACCGGUUGGACCAACUGGCCUGUUGGUACUAUGGACCGGUUGGACCAACUGGCCUGUUGGUCCUGUGGACCGGUUGGACCAACUGGCCUGUUGGUACUAUGGACCGGUUGGACCAACUGGCCUGUUGGUCCUAUGGACCGGUUGGACCAACUUGCCUGUUGGUCCUAUGGACCGGUUGGACCAACUGGCCUGUUGGCCGAAUGGACCGGUUGGACCAACUGGCCUGUUGGUCCUAUGGACCGGUUGGACCAACUGGCCUGUUGGUCCUGUGGACCGGUUGGACCAACUGGCCUGUUGGUCCUGUGGACCGGUUGGACCAACUGGCCUGUUGGUACUAUGGACCGGUUGGACCAACUGGCAUGUUGGUCCUAUGGACCGGUUGGACCAACUGUCCUGUUGGUCCUAUGGACCGGUUGGACCAACUGGCCUGUUGGUCCUAUGGACCGGUUGGACCAACUGGCCUGUUGGUACUAUGGACCGGUUGGACCAACUGGCCUGUUGGUCCUAUGGACCGGUUGGACCAACUGGCAUGUUGGUCCUAUGGACCGAUUGGACCAACUGGCCUGUUGGUCCUAUGGACCGGUUGGACCAACUGGCCUGUUGGUCCUAUGGACCGGUUGGACCAACUAGCAUGUUGGUCCUAUGGACCGGUUGGACCAACUGGCCUGCUGGUCCUAUGGACCGAUUGGACCAACUGGCAUGUUGGUCCAAUGGACCGGUUGGACCAACUGGCCUGUUGGUGCUAUGGACCGGUUGGACCAACUGGCCUGUUGGUCCUAUGGACCGGUUGGACCAACUGGCAUGUUGGUGCUAUGGACCGGUUGGACCAACUGGCCUGCUGGUCCUAUGGACCGGUUGGACCAACUGGCCUGCUGGUCCUAUGGACCGGUUGGACCAACUGGCCUGUUGGUCCUAUGGACCGGUUGGACCAACUAGCAUGUUGGUCCUAUGGACCGGUUGGACCAACUGGCCUGCUGGUCCUAUGGACCGAUUGGACCAACUGGCAUGUUGGUCCUAUGGACCGGUUGGACCAACUGGCCUGUUGGUCCUAUGGACCGGUUGGACCAACUGGCCUGUUGGUCCUAUGGACCAGUUGGACCAACUCGCCUGUUGGUCCUAUGGACCGGUUGGACCAACUGGCCUGUUGGUCCUAUGGACCGGUUGGACCAACUGGCCUGUUGGUCCUAUGGACCGGUUGGACCAACUGGCCUGCUGGUCCUAUGGACCGAUUGGACCAACUGGCAUGUUGGUCCUAUGGACCGGCUGGACCAACUGGCCUGUUGGUCCUAUGGACCGGUUGGACCAACUGGCCUGUUGGUCCUAUGGACCGGUUGGACCAACGGGCCCGUUGGCCGAAUGGACCGGUUGGACCAACUGGCCUGUUGGUCCUAUGGACCAGUUGGACCAACUGGCAUGUUGGUCCUAUGGACCGGUUGGACCAACUGGCCUGUUGGUCCUAUGGACCGGUUGGACCAACUGGCCUGUUGGUCCUAUGGACCAGUUGGACCAACUGGCCUGUUGGUCCUAUGGACCAGUUGGACCAACUGGCAUGUUGGUCCUAUGGACCGGUUGGACCAACUGGCCUGUUGGUCCUAUGGACCGGUUGGACCAACUGGCCUGUUGGUACUAUGGACCGGUUGGACCAACUGGCCUGUUGGUCCUAUGGACCGGUUGGACCAACUGGCCUGUUGGUACUAUGGACCGGUUGGACCAACUGGCCCGUUGGUCCUAUGGACCGGUUGGACCAACUAACCUGUUGGUCCUAUGGACCGGUUGGACCAACUGGCUUGUUGGUCCUAUGGACCGGUUGGACCAACUGUCCUGUUGGUCCUAUGGACCGGUUGGACCAACUGGCCUGUUGGUCCUAUGGACCGGUUGGACCAACUGGCCUGUUGGUCCUAUGGACCGAUUGGACCAACUGGCCUGUUGGUCCUAUGGACCGGUUGGACCAACUGGCCUGUUGGUCCUAUGGACCGGUUGGACCAACUGGCAUGUUGGUCCUAUGGACCGGUUGGACCAACUGGCCUGUUGGUCCUAUGGACCGGUUGGACCAACUGGCAUGUUGGUCCUAUGGACCGGUUGGACCAACUUGCCUGUUGGUCCUAUGGACCGGUUGGACCAACUGGCCUGUUGGUCCUAUGGACCGUUUGGACCAACUUGCCUGUUGGUCCUAUGGACCGGUUGGACCAACUGGCCUGUUGGUACUAUGGACCGGUUGGACCAACUGGCCUGUUGGUCCUGUGGACCGGUUGGACCAACUGGCCUGUUGGUACUAUGGACCGGUUGGACCAACUGGCCUGUUGGUCCUAUGGACCGGUUGGACCAACUUGCCUGUUGGUCCUAUGGACCGGUUGGACCAACUGGCCUGUUGGCCGAAUGGACCGGUUGGACCAACUGGCCUGUUGGUCCUAUGGAUCGGUUGGACCAACUGGCUUGUCGGUCCAAUGGACCGGUUGGACCAACUGGCCAGUCGGUCCUAUGGACCGGUUGGACCAACUGGCCUGUUGGUCCUGUGGACCGGUUGGACCAACUGGCCUGUUGGUCCUGUGGACCGGUUGGACCAACUGGCCUGUUGGUCCUGUGGACCGGUUGGACCAACUGGCCUGUUGGUCCUGUGGACCGGUUGGACCAACUGGCCUGUUGGUCCUGUGGACCGGUUGGACCAACUGGUCUGUCGGUCCUAUGGACCGGUUGGACCAACUGGCCUGUCGGUCCUAUGGACUGGUUGGAGCAACUGGCCUGUUGUUCCAAUGGACCUGUUGGACCAACUGACGUGUUGUUCCUAUAG
Messenger RNA from Closterium sp. Naga37s-1, 8901 nucleotides. The record is from the annotation of a GenBank genome assembly. Lineage: Eukaryota; Viridiplantae; Streptophyta; Zygnematophyceae; Desmidiales; Closteriaceae.